CGCACCAGUCGGCGUGGCAGGCGUAGGCGUGGGCGGGCCGCUUCUCUACCGCGUGCGCGUCAGCGUCGGCGGCCGCGCCUGGCUCGGCGAAGGCGCCACACCACAAGCCGCGCGACAUGACGCCGCAGCUCGAGCCUUACACGAUCUGAGGCCCUCGCCUGGAUCACAAGUCGCUGCUGCUACGGCGACACCCGGCGCUGCUGCUACGACCAACGGCACUGCUACGACAACUACAGCGCAGACUGAAGGAGAAAAUGGCGACGCGAGCGCCGACAUCCUGAACUCGGAGGUGAAGUCGCCGGUGUCGCUGGUGCACGAGCUGGCGCUCAAGCGGAACCUCUCCGUGCAGUUCACCGUCAAGUCCGAGCGCGGCCCGCCGCACAUGCGGGUGUUCGUAACGGCUUGCACAGUGGGCGACAUCGAGACGGAAGGCGAGGGCAACGGCAAGAAGGUGUCCAAGCGGCGCGCCGCCGAGCGAAUGUUGGACGAGAUGCGGCGCCGCUGGCCGCCCGCGCUGCUGCGCCCGCGCCCGCCGCACGACAAGCGCCGCCACCAGCCCGCCAAGAAGAAACCCAGGAACCUCAUCAAGACUGAAGGCGAGGGUGACGGCAAGAAGGUGUCCAAGCGGCGCGCCGCCGAGCGAAUGUUGGACGAGAUGCGGCGCCGCUGGCCGCCCGCGCUGCUGCGCCCGCGCCCGCCGCACGACAAGCGCCGCCACCAGCCCGCCAAGAAGAAACCCAGGAACCUCAUCAAGGAGGGGUCGAUGUCCCCCGCGGGCGCUGUUACAACGGGGGGCGCGGCGGGCGAGGUGCGGCAGCCGGUUCCGGGCGUGCUGCUCAUGGACUACCACCAGCGCUCCGGCCAGCCGCCGCAGCCCAACG
Ostrinia furnacalis (Asian corn borer) is the source of this 881-nucleotide messenger RNA. Its product is annotated as double-stranded RNA-binding protein Staufen homolog. Lineage: Eukaryota; Metazoa; Arthropoda; Insecta; Lepidoptera; Crambidae. Gene Ontology annotation, molecular function: double-stranded RNA binding; mRNA binding. The record is from RefSeq and is a predicted model, not a curated record. Gene Ontology annotation, biological process: anterograde dendritic transport of messenger ribonucleoprotein complex; protein localization to synapse; germ cell development. The annotation marks the transcript as partial. The transcript has 5 exons. Gene Ontology annotation, cellular component: neuronal cell body; cytoplasmic stress granule; plasma membrane.